Chrysochloris asiatica (Cape golden mole) is the source of this 2052-nucleotide messenger RNA. RefSeq names its product tetratricopeptide repeat domain 12 (gene TTC12). The record is from RefSeq and is a predicted model, not a curated record. The transcript is spliced from 20 exons. NCBI's taxonomy places the organism in Eukaryota, Metazoa, Chordata, Mammalia, Afrosoricida, Chrysochloridae. The coding region runs from base 10 to 2052 and encodes 680 amino acids. Gene Ontology annotation, molecular function: protein binding.
AUUCAGGGGAUGAAUUCUGAUGACCCUGUCAUGCAGCAGAAAGCUGUCCUGGAGACAGAAAAAAGACUACUGCUUACUGAGGAAGACCAAGAGGAAGACAAAUGCAGGACCACCUUGAACAAGACCAUGAUCAGUCCCCCACAAGCUUCUCUGAAGAGCCCAGAUGAAAUGAACUCAGAGGCCUUCUUGGUAUCCUUAGAGAAAGAUGCAAAGGAACGAGCCAAGAGGAGACAGGAAAACAAAAUCUUCGCUGAUGCCCAAAAGGAAAAAGGAAACGAAGCAUUUGCCAAUGGUGAUUAUGAAACAGCUGUCCUGUAUUACAGUGAGGGCUUGAAGAAGCUGAAGGACAUGAAAGUGCUGUAUACCAACAGAGCCCAGGCUUAUAUAAAACUUGGAGAGUACCAAAAGGCACUAGUGGAUUGUGACUGGGCUCUAAAGUGUGAUGAAAAAUGCACAAAAGCAUAUUUCCAUAUGGGAAAAGCCCACCUGGCCCUGAAGAACUACAGCAUGUCCAGGGAGAGUUAUCAGAAGAUCUUAGAAAUAAACCCGAAGCUGCAGCUGCAGGUGAAAGCUUGCUUGAAUCAAAUAGAUCUUCAGGAGAAAGCAGAACUUCAAGAGAAGGAAGCCCAUGAAUUGCUGGAGUCAGGAAAGAACACAGCCGUGACGACCAAGAAUCUCCUGGAGACCCUUUCCAAGCCUGAUCAGAUCCCCCUGUUCUACGCAGGAGGGAUUGAGAUUCUAGCUGAAAUGAUGACGGAGUGCACAGAACAAACUUUAUUCAGAACACACAAUGGAUUCAAUAUCAUCGGUGACAAUGAAGUCAUAAGAAGGUGCUUUUCCACAGCAGAAAAAGGUGCAGUGGAAGAGACCGUCUGUGUGUCUGUUCUCAGGCUGUGGCAGGCAGUGUGCAGUGGGAACGAGGAAAACCAACGCCUACUGAUGCUGCACCCCAACAUGGGCAGGCUGCUGCCCUCACUCUUGUGCUCCAGAGUUGUGACCAUCCGGCAGCAGAGCCUGGUCCUGCUGCUACAGAUGGCCCAGACCGAGAACGGCCGGAGCCUGAUCCUCAGCCACAUUGACCUGACCAGGUUGUUGGAGGCCCUGGUGUCAUUUUUUGAUUCCUUAGAUAAGAAGGCCAAUACUGCCAUGGAACUGCUCACAGACUUGGCUCUGGAAAACAGAUUCCAAGUCUGGUUCCAGGCCAACCUUCCAGGUGUUCUCCCUGCGUUUAUAGGCGUUCUGAAGAGAGAUCCCAAGCUCACCAACACCUCAGCUCUUUGCCAGUGCAUUGGCAUCAUGGGGAACCUCAGCACUGAUGCUGCCAUCCGAAGACAGAUGGUCAGCUGUGAAGAUUUUGCAGACACCGCCUUAGGCCUCAUGGCCAGGUGUGAGGAGGGCCUGGGCCUGUUCAGAGAUGUCAUCUAUGCACUCCUGGGUCUCCUGAUGAACAUGUGUCUGCACUCCCCCGUUGUCUCUGAGGCUUGGGCCUUGGAGGUGAGCAGAAGAUGCAUGGGUCUAUUGAACAGCCAGGACGGCGGCAUCUUGACAAGAGCUGCCGGCGUUUUGAGCCGGACCCUUCCGUCUUCUCUGAAAAUCGUAGUGGAGGCCCUGCAAGCAGGAGUGGUGAAGAAAAUGAUUAAGUUCCUGAAGACCGGAGGCCCGACUGCGUCGCAUUAUGCCAUCAAGACACUAGCUAUCUGCACUAAUAGUUGUCAUGAAGCUCGGGAGGAAGUAAUACGAUUGGAUAAAAAGUUUAGUGUCUUGAUGAACUUGCUCAGCUCAGAGGAUGAGAUUCUGGUGGGAAAUGCCGCCCUCUGUCUUGGUAACUGCAUGGAGGUGCCAAAUGCUGCAGCUUCCUUGUUGAAGACAGAUGUUGUGAAGAUCUUGUUAAAGCUUGCAGGUGGUGAUGCCCAGAAGACUGCGGUGCAGCUGAACGCCGGGAUUGCUCUGGGGAAGCUGUGCACAGCUGACCCAAGGUAUGCAGCUCAGCUGGGAGAACUUCACGGGCUAGAAAUCCUCCAUUCUACGGUGAAGCACAUCAGAGACUCUUGA